Molecule: messenger RNA, 1602 nt
Organism: Rhizoctonia solani
Lineage: Eukaryota; Fungi; Basidiomycota; Agaricomycetes; Cantharellales; Ceratobasidiaceae
Product: Rho guanine nucleotide exchange factor
Exons: 8
Coding region: 1-1602 (533 amino acids)
Source: RefSeq, a predicted model, not a curated record
AUGGCUCCCCCACUUGAGCUUGCGGCAGCGAAUGAGCAGGAAAACACAAGCGAGUCGGGAGGGAAUAUAUUAGAUUUAGUCCAGCUAAGUGAAUUAUUGCUUUUUAAUAAUCGAGAAAUGAAGCAAAGGCUAAAACUCAACGAUCCAGCACGCCGGUUGAUUCAUCAAGGUACCCUCAGGCACAAAUCAAAGAAAAAAGAGUACAAACUCUUCUUAUUCGACCAUGCUUUGAUCAUUACCAAGCCCAAGGUCAUUGAUGGACGAGAGCGGUUGCAUCUGGUCGACCACCCAACCCCAAUCCAACUCCUUCAAGUAUCUUCGGAGCAAACUCGACCGAACAUACUUGGGUUCAUACCAUUACCCCGAAACAAAGUCCGUCAUCAACUACGCUUUUUGUCUCAUGGGAAGCGAUUUAACAGAGAAAAACCUUUGAUAUUAUUGUCUCCUACUGCUGAUGUGGCCCAGGCUUGGGUAGAGAACGUUGACGCACAGAGAGACACUAAUCGGCGGAGUACAGAGUCCAAUGCGCUUUCACUUGGUCAAGACAUGCUUGUCAGACAGGAACAUCUCAGAGUCAACUGCGCAGCCCUGUAUGAUAAUAAUCAAAUUAUCGUUUAUGGAACAGAUGAUGGGGUGUAUUUUCAAGCGCAGAAUGCCCAAUCUCGAAAGUUGAUCGAUUUGACCAACGUACAACAGAUCGAUGUCUUAGAAGAUCUUUUAUUGUUAGUCGUAUUGGCCGCUAUCUUAGAGCGAUCGGUUUUCACAUUUCCGCUUGACGCUCUUGACUUAUUCGACCGUAUGAAUCGAGCGGUUCGCCUUUCUCGCGCGCAAGUAUCGUUCUUCAAGGUUGGAUUGUGUAUGGACCGUACGGUGGUAUGCAUGGUCAAGACGGCUUCACUUUCAAGCACCGUCAAGAUUCUAGAGUCAGUUGGUUUUCCAGCGGGGUCCAAUUUGAAUCGGAAUGUCGAGACUUCGUUCAAGGACACAUCGAAUAGACUGAAGAUAUGGAAGGAUUUUUACCUACCUGCAGAAUUGUACUCUGUACAAUUCCUGAAGACUAAGCUCUGCGUAGCUGGAAGUGCUGGAUUCGAGGUCGUUGACCUGGAAACCUUGGACACUCAAGUUUUAUUGGAUCCAGCGGACAACGCAUUGAACUUUGUGGGACAGUACAAAAAUCCCCGCCCGCUAGAUGUGUAUCGCGUCGGGGAUGAAUUUUUGGUAUGCUAUAGAGAAUUCGCGUUCUAUGUCAACAAGACUGGAUGGAAAUCUGACAAGAAUGUGAUUAUCUACUGGGAAGGAACUCCGAUCGCUUGUGGCGAGUACUCUCCAAUCACACAGCAAAGCAUUGAAUGGCUUAACGCUUUUUCAUAUACAGCUCUUCAUUACCCAUAUAUCAUUGCGUUUUCACAGGAUUUUGUAGAGAUUCGACAUGUGGAUGAUGGCUCUCUCGUUCAAGUCAUGCACAAAGCUGGCGUUCGAUGCCUUUAUACUAAACACUCGCCAUCACAGACGAAUAUUGGGCAUCAUAGGCUUGAAACCUCGCCCAGCACUCUCGUUUCUAUUGAAGACAGAGUUAUGUUUUUGACAUUGGCUUCGGACUGA